Cynocephalus volans (Philippine flying lemur) is the source of this 1452-nucleotide messenger RNA. RefSeq names its product LRRN4 C-terminal like (gene LRRN4CL). Bases 120 to 800 code for a protein of 226 amino acids. The record is from RefSeq and is a predicted model, not a curated record. NCBI's taxonomy places the organism in Eukaryota, Metazoa, Chordata, Mammalia, Dermoptera, Cynocephalidae. Gene Ontology annotation, molecular function: protein binding. The transcript is spliced from 2 exons.
AGCACCGCCUGCAAUCUUGGGGACCACUCGGCCUGUUAGCCACAGACAUCUGGUGGCGGAUUCCCACUGCAUCAAGGCCUACCCAUCGGUGAGGGUCUGCUGUGGGCCAGGAAGACUCCAUGCUGGGCUCUCCCUGCAUUCUGUGGCUCCUGGCCGUGACCCUCUCCUUGAUCCCCAGAGCUCAACCCAUGGCCCCUCAAGACUUUGAGGAAGAGGAGGAAGAUAACACGGAGUGGCCGCCUGUCCGCUGCGACUACGACCACUGCCGCCACCUGCAGGUGCCCUGCAAGGAGCUGCAGAGGCCCGGGCCUGCGGCCUGCCUGUGCCCAGGGCUCUCCAGCCCUGCUCAGCCGCCCAACCAGCCGCGCCUGGGAGAAGUGCGCAUCGUGGCGGAGGAGGGCCGCGCCGUGGUCCACUGGUGUGCCCCCUUCUCCCCGGUCCACCACUACUGGCUGCUGCUUUGGGAAGGCAGCGGGGAUCCGCAGAAGGGGCCCCUCCUCAACGCGACGGUCCGCAGAGCGGAACUGAAGGGACUGAAGCCUGGGGGCGCUUAUGUCGUCUGCGUGGUGGCCGCUAACGAGGCCGGGGAGAGCCUCGUGCCCAGGGCCGGCAUCCCCGCCUUCGGGCCUUGCGGCCGGCUCUCCGUGCCGCCCAGACCGCUCACCCUGGUGCACGCGGCCGUGGGGGUGGGCACGGCCCUGGCCCUGCUCAGCUGCUCCGUCCUGACCUGGCACUUCUGCUUGCGCGACCGCUGGGGCUGCCCGCGCCGCGCCACCGCCCGAGCCGCGGGGGCGCUCUGAAAGGGGGUUGGGGGCGUCUCGGGCACCCCCGCGCCACACCUGCAGCGCUCAGCCCGGCUGCCGGCUACCGGGGAGGAGCGGGGGACCUGGACGGCAGCGGCGGGAGCCAGCCCCGGGCGCCUGGGCCACAGCUGCGCCUCGGUGCUGUGGGCCGAGAGCUUGUCUAGGUCCCAGACUUGUCGCUCUGUUUCCUGACCGAGGUUUAGGAAGGAGCAGAGGGUCAGCAAAUUUUUCUUUAAAGGACCAGAUAGUAAAUAAUUUAGGCUUUGCGGGUUCCAGAGGAUAAAAUCGAGGAUAUGAUGUAAAUAUUUACAUGACCAGUUUGAAAUGUAACCACUGAAAAAUGUAAACACCAUACUUAGCUCAUGGGCCUUAAAACUCGCAGGUCAGAUCUGACCCACUGGCUGUCCUUAGCUGACCGUUGUCACAGACUCUCAAAAGCGCUCUGCCACUGUGGAUGGCUUCAGGGGGAUUUUGAGAAUAAGCCUCUGCAGGAUGGGAGUUUGGUGCUGGAGACCACCCCCUUCUCCCCCACCUUUUGUUUAGUUGCUGGGGACGAGCACACCUGAAUCAGCGUUUACCUGUGUCUGAGCGAAAUGACCGAGGUGGGGUGAAGGGAGGGACGGCCCAGGCUUCUGUCUAGGAUGAGCUU